AAAGUGGAUGGUGCCAAACAACUCGCAGAGGCGCAAAAGUAGCAGCUCUGCUUCUGGAGCCCAGACGAAGAGGAGAGAGCUCCAGGGCGCUCAGGACGCGCGGGAGAAUCUUUCCCACAGCUUUCUGCCUAAGGAAGGGUUCGGCUUUCCGGCGUGCCCCCGAGGCUUUCAGCUCAUCCGGAACCAAGGGACGGGCAAUUAUAGAGAAGGUGCUUGCAGAGGAGACCCGUCCUAAAAAGUGAGCCUGAUACUUGAUUUGCAAAACCAGAAACACUCCCGACUGCGGCCGCAGCAGCAAGACUAAGAAAGGUGAAAUUGCUGAAGGACCAGCUCCUCUCUGGGUCUCCCAACUGGCAUGGCAUCUGUCCUGGGGAGUGGCAGAGGGUCUGGAGGGCUAAGCAGUCAACUCAAAUGCAAGUCCAAGAGGAGGAGGAGGAGGAGGUCCAAGAGGAAAGACAAAGUCAGCAUACUGUCAACCUUCCUUGCGCCUUUCAAGUACCUAAGUCCUGGCACUACAAACACAGAGGAUGAAGAUAACCUAAGUACCAGCAGUGCUGAAGUGAAGGAAAACCGAAAUGUGAGCAACCUGGGGACCAGGCCCCUGCCCCCUGGAGACUGGGCCAGAGGCAGCACACCCAGCGUUAAAAGGAAAAGGCCGCUGGAGGAAGGAAAUGGGGGACAUUUCUGCAAACUCCAGCUGAUCUGGAAGAAGCUCUCCUGGUCUAUGACACCCAAAAAUGCGCUGGUCCAGCUGCAUGAGCUGAAGCCUGGUCUGCAGUACCGAAUGGUGUCACAGACUGGCCCAGUGCACGCCCCAGUUUUCGCAGUGGCUGUAGAAGUGAACGGGCUCACAUUUGAAGGCACGGGGCCCACUAAGAAGAAGGCCAAGAUGCGGGCAGCAGAAAUGGCCCUGAAGUCCUUUGUGCAGUUCCCCAAUGCCUUCCAGGCCCACCUGGCCAUGGGCAGUAGUACCAGCCCGUGCACUGACUUCACCUCUGACCAGGCUGACUUCCCAGACACGUUGUUCAAGGAGUUUGAACCAUCCUCAAAAAACGAAGACUUCCCAGGCUGUCGUCCCGUUGAUACUGAGUUUCUGUCCUCUGCCUACCGGCGAGGACGGCUACUCUACCACACCCUGGACCUCGUGGGCCAGGCUCUGCCUGACAGGUCCAGGCUGGCUCCGGGAGCCUUGGGUGAGAGGAACCCUGUAGUGGUACUGAAUGAGUUACGCUCAGGUCUUCGGUAUGUGUGCCUCUCCGAGACAGCAGAGAAGCCCCGAGUCAAGAGCUUUGUCAUGGCUGUGUGCGUGGAUGGGAGGACGUUCGAAGGCUCUGGACGCAGCAAGAAGCUGGCCAAGGGCCAAGCAGCACAAGCUGCCUUGCAGGCCCUCUUCGAUAUCCGGCUGCCUGGUCACAUACCCAGCAGGAGUAAAAGCAACCUCUUGCCACAGGAUUUUGCAGACUCUGUGUCCCAGCUGGUCACACAGAAGUUCCGUGAACUGACAGUCGGCCUGACAUCUGUGUAUGCCCGCCACAAAACACUGGCAGGAAUCGUCAUGACCAAAGGCUUGGACACCAAACAAGCGCAGGUCAUCGUUCUGUCCUCUGGGACCAAGUGUAUCAGCGGUGAGCACAUCAGUGACCAGGGGCUGGUUGUCAACGACUGUCAUGCGGAGAUCGUGGCCAGGCGGGCAUUUCUUCACUUCCUCUACUCUCAGCUGGAGCUGCACUUGAGCAAGCAUCAAGAGGACCCCGAGAGAUCAAUAUUCAUACGUUUAAAGGAAGGAGGUUACAGGCUGCGAGAAAACAUCCUCUUCCAUCUCUACGUGAGCACAUCCCCCUGUGGAGAUGCCAGAGUCAACUCUCCAUAUGAAAUCACCACAGACUUGAACAGCAGCAAACACAUCGUCAGGAAGUUCCGAGGGCACCUGCGCACCAAGAUUGAGUCUGGGGAAGGAACAGUCCCUGUGCGGGGCCCCAGUGCAGUCCAGACGUGGGAUGGCAUCCUAUUGGGGGAGCAGCUAAUCACCAUGUCCUGCACAGACAAGAUUGCCAGCUGGAAUGUGCUGGGACUACAAGGCGCUCUCCUCUGUCACUUCAUCGAGCCUGUGUACCUCCACAGCAUCAUUGUGGGCAGCCUGCACCACACGGGCCAUCUUGCACGGGUCAUGAGCCACAGGAUGGAGGGCAUCGGCCAGCUGCCUGCCUCAUACCGACAAAACAGGCCUCUCCUUAGUGGCGUGAGUCACGCAGAGGCCCGGCAGCCAGGAAAGUCUCCCCACUUCAGUGCCAACUGGAUCGUAGGCAGCACCGACCUGGAGAUCAUUAAUGCCACCACUGGGAAGAGGAGCUGUGGGGGCUCAUCCCGGCUCUGCAAACACGUGUUUUCUGCUUGGUGGGCACGGCUGCAUGGUAGGCUAAGCACACGGAUACCCGGCCAUGGAGACACACCAUCCAUGUACUGUGAGGCCAAGCAGGGGGCUCACACCUACCAGUCUGUUAAACAGCAGCUCUUCAAGGCCUUUCAGAAAGCUGGUCUUGGCACCUGGGUGAGAAAACCACCGGAGCAAGAUCAGUUUCCACUCAGUCUCUAAGUCCCUAGGCUCCUUCGCUAUUGGACCAGAGGGAGAUGCCUGGAGAGGAUGAAGCCGUAUGAUGGUGUGGUGUGUCCAUCGGUUCUUGACCUUUGCUCUCCUUUACUGUUCAGGAACAUGUGGCUCCAUGUAUGGAUGCGAGAUUAGGUUUGAGUUUGGGUCGGGCUGCUUCUCCCUGGGCUGUUAGUUCCAAGAACCCCAUCCACCAUAGCUAGAGAGAGAAGCAUUGUUGUGUCAGCCCCAUCCCUUACUGGGUAUCAAAAGGAAAUUCUCUGUUCAGGCAAGGGAGUCCAGAGGCAAGACUGAAAGGUAGUACUAAAGUGUAGCUUCAUGCAUCUUCCUCUAGGCCUCCCUUCCCUUCUCUUCCAAGGGCCUCUCUAGUGGUGUGAUCAAGUCUCACCAGCACAAGUUUAUAUGACAUUUCAAGAUAAGCCACAGGUGAACAGGAAAGCCAGGACCUCCCCAACUCCAAAGAACCCAACAGGAAUGCUGUAUUGUUCUCAUUAUUCAUUCAGACCUUUCCAAUUUGUUUCAAGAAGAACUUGAGACAGACACUGUCAAAGAGCAGCCAAAGUGAAAGCUAUACUUAUGACACAAAGGGAUAGUUACCUAAGACAGGAAAGAGUCAUAAUUGAUGAGCUAAGAAAACUGUUCUUAAACUGCUCAACGAUAGUAUGUUGCAAACAAACCCAAGCCUUUCUAGUUGAUGACAACCUCUCCAUUGCUUUUAUAGAUAAUGAUAGCCAGAGAAGUGACAACUGUAGGGUGAUUAACCACUACCCAAUAAUCUCUCUACUAGGUAUGAGUAAUGAAACUGAGUCUUAGAUCAAAUUCUAAAUUUUAAGUGAAUUUUUAUUAGAAAGAAAUCUCACACACACACACACACACACACACACACACACACCACUUAGUGCAAUCUUUAGGUUUGAGGAGCUGCAUGCUCUCUGUCAUUUUAGGUCUCUUGAUCAUCAUGUCGCAUGAAUAAAACAAUAAUAACAACAAAAAUAAUGAUGACUUACCAUAGCUGACAAAAUUAAAGGGACAGAAUCAUGCCACUUUUAGAACGGACAUUAGAGUUCAUCGGUAGACAUAUAUUUCUUUAAUAUUUAGCCUACAUCAUCAUCAUCUCUAAGAGGAAAACAAAAUACAGACAAGAGGAGGCAUGUUGCCAACCAAUCUUUCUUGAACUAAUUGUCUUUAAACACUUGGAGCUCAUUUCUAACAUUCAUCAAGCUAGUUAACAUGUGUCUAAUCCUUUCUAUUGAAUCCCAUGUGCCGGGCUGGAGAGAUGGCUCAGCAGUUAGGAGCUUUCUGCUUCUAUAGAAGACUCUGGUUGAGUUCCCAGCUUCCACAUGGCAGCUUACAACCAUCCAUAACUCCAGCUCCAGCAGCUCCACACAUCCAUGCAGUGCACCUACAUAAAUGUGGGCAAAUUAUCAUAGACAUAAAGUUAAAAUAAAUAAAUCCUUUUUAAUCCCAUCUAAGAUGCAUUGCGGAUUUCUGUUUCAUUUUGUUUUGUUUUUAAAGAAUAUGAGGAACCAUGUUUAGAAUAUGGGAGUCUUGAUUAGAAUUCCAGUUCAUCGGUCCCCAAUAAAAUUCAACCAUUACAUCA
This is a messenger RNA of Mus caroli (Ryukyu mouse), 4205 nucleotides long. RefSeq names its product adenosine deaminase RNA specific B2 (inactive) (gene Adarb2). Gene Ontology annotation, molecular function: adenosine deaminase activity; double-stranded RNA binding; tRNA-specific adenosine deaminase activity. Gene Ontology annotation, cellular component: cytoplasm; nucleolus. The record is from RefSeq and is a predicted model, not a curated record. Gene Ontology annotation, biological process: RNA processing; adenosine to inosine editing. NCBI's taxonomy places the organism in Eukaryota, Metazoa, Chordata, Mammalia, Rodentia, Muridae.